Haliaeetus leucocephalus (bald eagle) is the source of this 1464-nucleotide messenger RNA. It is a transcript of the gene FAM169B, whose product is annotated as family with sequence similarity 169, member B. Lineage: Eukaryota; Metazoa; Chordata; Aves; Accipitriformes; Accipitridae. The transcript has 11 exons. Bases 1 to 1464 code for a protein of 487 amino acids. The record is from RefSeq and is a predicted model, not a curated record.
AUGGCGGGCUCCCCGCGGCGCCGCGGCCAGGCUUUCCAGAAGCGGCCAAAACGCCGCAAAACGCUUGGGCCUUGCCAGCAAAACCUCGCUCGGUCGCCUGCGGUCGUGCCCGGGCGAGCCCCGGCUCUCCGUGGCCGUGCUCCCAGCGCCCUGCUUUCGCAGGACCGCUUGAGGGAGAUGGUCCGGUCCGACCCCCCGUGCACAAAGCGGGGUCAACCAGAGCGGGCUGCUACGGGCAAGAUGGAAAUCUCGCUGCCCUCCAUGAAAUCCAUGUUAAUCAGUUUACAGGCAGGAGGUCAGCAGCCUGGAAGGUGGAACCACAAAAUUCAGGCAGACUGUGGAUCAGGCAAGCUUGGAGGUUGCCUUUAUUUGGUAGAUACCUUAGCAGGAGAUCCAGAGGUUCUUCAAGUAGAUGCUGAAACAUACUAUGAAAAACUCUUGAAGAAAUCGUCAUCCACUCCUGAUAUUUUUUCGAUCCCUGCAGGAGAAGAGGUUAAACUUGAAGAUUCCUGUGUGUGUUUUGUCCCUCUCUACCGAAAUAAUCCUACUUGCAGAAUGUUGCUGUUAACUGAUCCGAAGGAUAAAGAGACAGUUUUGGCAGUUUAUUUGAACCAGUGUUGGUGGCCUGUUGAAGAUGUAUUAAAGACGGCUGAUCCUUCCAGAGAUGGGCUAAUUUCAGUCCAGACAUUUCGAGAAAGGAUUGUCCUCUUUGUUCUGAACUACAUUAUUUUCGGAAUGCUGGAAGGGAGUUCAGCUAAUGAUGCAUUCUUUCUACCUCACUCUGCCACCGAGUGUGCCAAGAUACUCUGGAGAAAUGGCGAGGCUGUUGCCUUUUACUCGGUCAAGAUGAAAGGGAGCCUAUGUGAUGGUACAACCAGUCAAUGUUACUUGCUGCCGGUUUUGGAUACUAUAUUCGUCCGGAGAAAGUACAGAAGAGAUGGCCUAGGGAUGAAAAUGCUGCAUGAUUUCUGUCAGUCUUUCAUGGCUGAGGAUGCCUUGGGGAUCAGCUGCCCUAUUUCUGCUGCCAUGUAUCAAGUUUGCCAGAAAUUCUUGCAGACUUAUCCCGAGGAGCAGAAGCGACUGUGGGAGGUGGAAGCACCAGGAGAUUGGAGCCAGCGAGUGAAUAUCUGGUUGAAAAUUCAGAUGGAGUCAUCCCCUUCAGGAAAGGCUGAAGUGAGCUCUCACAUAGAAAAUGCUCAAACCAGUAAACCCAGACAAUCAGAUGUGGACCAGAUGAAUGAGAGCAUUGAAUAUAUUCCUGGUGUUGGGAAAGUGGCAGGAGGUGACACAGAAAAAAAAGAUGACACAGCAACAGCAGGGACUCUAAACUCACGGGGUCCUGAACAAGAGGACUUAGAACAAGGUGCAAGCAAUACUCAGCAAUGCAAAGGAUUCAGAAAAAGAGCAGGCCCCGGGGGCUUAGUUGGAGACAAGGCCACCAAACAAUUUAGAAUUAUACCAUAA